AUGGCAGCAAGGACACCUCUGCGCGCGGGCAUCUACGCCCCGCUCAUGACCUUCUUCAACCCCGACACCGAGGAGCUCGACCUGCCCACGCUCCAGAAGCACUCGGUGAUGCUGGCCAAGGCCGGCCUGGUCGGCCUGGUGACGAUGGGCUCGAACGGCGAGGCGGUGCACCUGACGCGUGCGGAGCGGACGUCGGUGACGCGCGCGGUGCGCGAGGCGCUCGACGGCGCCGGCUUCAAGGACGUGCCCGUCAUCGUGGGUGCGUCGGAGCAGAGCAUCCGCGGCACCAUCGAGCUGUGCAAAGAGGCGCACGCCGCCGGCGGCGAGUACGUGCUGCUGGUGCCGCCCAGCUACUACCGCUACGCCAUGGACAACGAGGCCAUCUACUCUUACUACAUCGCCGUCGCCGACGCCUCGCCCGCCCCCGUCCUCAUCUACAACUUCCCCGGCGCCGUCGCCGGCAUCGACAUGGACUCGGACUUCCUCAUCAAGCUGGCCCAGCACCCCAACAUCGUCGGCACAAAGUUCACCUGCGGCAACACGGGCAAGCUGACCCGCGUCGCCCUCGCCACCAACGCCGCCACCGCGAAGAGCGCCGGUGCCGGCUACAUGGCCUUCGGUGGCUUCGCCGACUUCACCGCCCAGACCGCUGCUAGUGGCGGCUCCGGCAUCAUCGCCGGCGGCGCCAACGUGCUGCCCAAGCUGUGCGUCAAGAUCUGGCAGCUCUGGGGCGAGGGCAAGUACGACGAGGCCAUCGAGCUGCAGAAGGUCCUCAGCAAGGGCGACUGGGAGCUCACCAAGACGGCCAUCCCCGGCACCAAGUCGGCCAUCGAGUCCUACUACGGCUACGGCGGCUUCCCCCGGAGACCGCUCAAGAGGCUGAGCGCCGAGCAGGCCCAGGCCGUCAAGGACGCCAUCGCCGACGCCAUGAAGGUCGAGAACAGCCUGUAG
Molecule: messenger RNA, 951 nt
Organism: Lasiodiplodia theobromae
Lineage: Eukaryota; Fungi; Ascomycota; Dothideomycetes; Botryosphaeriales; Botryosphaeriaceae
Product: Dihydrodipicolinate synthetase
Exons: 1
Coding region: 1-951 (316 amino acids)
Molecular function (GO): 4-hydroxy-tetrahydrodipicolinate synthase activity
Source: RefSeq, a predicted model, not a curated record